GAACGGGUAAAAUCAAGAACAAGGAAUUUCUUCCGCCAUUUUUCACGACAGUGGACAGUCCGCCAUUCCAAUGCAUUCAACGAGCAGCCAGUGUCUCCGAAAGCUCGGACUCGCCCACAGUCAUUAUUUUUCGUGCAGUCACCAAAGAUUGAGGAAGAAUGGGAGAAAGGUGAUGAAUUACUGGAUCUCCUCAUCACAGAGGGAAAGUUAACAAACGAUGAUAAGAGGGAUCUGCAGCUGAAGUUCUCGGAUAAUUAUAAGACAGGUGAUGCACAGCGUAUGAUCUUGGGCAACCUAGUAAAGAGUGGACGCAUUACUAUAGAUGAUGCGAUGCAUUAUUCACGGAUUCUAGGCAUCAUCGCAACUGCUGAGAAAGAAGCCCAUGACAUCGCAGAAGCCAACAGUGCAUUCGCAACAAAAAAAGUCUACAAUUUCGGAAUCUAUAAGUACUACCGCCACAGGCCAUGCCAGAGGAGAAUUCUACAGAUUGAUUUUCAAGCUUGCUUCAUAUGCAAUAUUCAGAAGGGAAAUUUGAAUCGCAAAUUCAACUUUAGCGAAGUUCUUGAUUAUGAGAGUGAGGAGGGACUGCGGUUUUUUAUCAACUUCACCGAUCAUCAUGAAUAUGAAAUGGAGGCAGACAGCCCGGAAGAUAAAGAAAAGAUAUGUCGACUACUGCAGAUGAUUGUUGAGCAAAACAGGUCACAUGAAAAGGGAAGAGCUCUGACCAUCCAUGAUAGAGCAACAACUCUCCCGAGAGUCCAAGCAGUGUUGAAGGAAGGACUUCUGGAAAAGAAGAAUCAUAAUCUGUAUACAACAUGGACAAAACGGUGGGUCAGAAUUCGACAAGGGGAGCUGUCCUACUAUAAACCAGAUGAAGAUAAACAUACUGCCCUCAAUAUAUUGCAACUGGCUCAUGAUAUAACAUCAGUGAAGAAAGCUGGAGAUAGUGCAGUCAGUAUUGCCACAAGAAAGAAGAUGUACCUCUUCCGUAUUCCUAGUAACAGUCAACUUUCUGCAAAAGAAAUCAUUAAAGCAAGAGAUGAAUGGAUACGAGCUCUUAAGUAUGCAUGUGGUGAUCGGUGGAUGGACUCGGAGCCCUUCAAUGACGCUUACAAUCGUGCAGUGAAUGCAGCAAGGGACCAGGUUCAUGGGGUUAAAAAUCAAGACCACAUCAGAUCAACUGUCAAAGACUUUCAAAAGGAAUUAGAAACGUUGAAUGCUGUCUUGUCUAUAAUGAAUGUCAAAGGUGACGCGAAGGUGGCAAUGGACAAGCUGCAGAAUAUGGCAAUAUCCAUUGAAACGAUGAUGAAAGCAAAAGAAAACAAUGAAACUAGCAAUGUAAUAACAACUCAAAGGGACAAUACAGAAAAGACAGAGGAAGAAAUCUAUGACACGAAUAGUGUAACAGAAAGUAGUUACACCACAGUUGAUGUAGACUUCCGACAAAACCAAGUCAACAAUGCCAGUCAGUCCAUUGGCAGAGAAAAGUUUCCAACCAGUGCUGCUGCCAUGGUGCAAUUUGAAAACAAUGAUGCAGAUGAUAACAGAGCAAGUAUGAAAUCUGCACCAGAAGCAGAGCGAGGGCUUUCAGAAAUGGCAGGUCCAAGCACAUCAGGCUUUUCAGAGAAGCUGUAUGAUCAUGGUGGAUCCAUAAGGAACUCUAUCAUGAGCUCAGAGCCAGAGUAUGCAGAUGAUGUCUAUCUUCAGGCAAGAAAUGAUGACAGUGCUACAGAAUCGGCUAGGCCUAGCACACCAUCAUCACCAAUAGAGCCGGACUCUGAACGAUCUAACACACACUCAGUGCCACCACCACCUCCUCUUCCACCUCCAGAUUUACUAGAACAUGAACACCAAGGCAAUUCAAAUAUUAUACGUGAGGGAUCAGUGCAAGAAAGAGUGUCAGCAUUUGAGGAAAAAGAUGGAAAGCCAAUUUCUAGGAAGGGUUUGACACGGACACCUGCAAGAAGAAACAAGUCCCCUGGAGGGACUCCAGUUGGCAAGCAAAUCAUUAAAGCAACUGUAAGCUCUGAAUCAACUAAUUCAUUCUCACCAAGACCAUUCAACAGUAUGAGCAACAAAGCACCUAUCCAUCAUAUACAGGCACCAUCCAAUUCAAGAUCACUCUCAAACCUUUCCUCUGCCUCAAGAUUGUCAUCAGCAGUAUCUGGGGGAAGUAAAGCAAAUAAGGGACAACCUCCAAAAAGAUCACUUCCUCCCAUUCCAUUGUCUUCAGACAAACUGGUGCAUUCAUCUGCAUCAGAAUUAUCUCCACCAAAAACGGACAACAAACAGGAGAACAAGUCCGACACCAAGUCAUUUGGACAGCAGCUGCGGUCAGUGUACUUGAACAAAUUCAGAGGAAAGAACCGAACAGCAACCAAGAAAGCCCAAAUCCUCAUGGCUGAAAAUGAAUAUGAGGACCCACCUCCUCCUCUACCACCUCGUAGCUCCAGAAUAUUUGAUCAACCACAAAUGCGUAGGCCUACAUCUGGGUGUUCAUCAGGAUCAAUGUAUUCUGGUGGAGGAGGUGUGUCGUCAGGACAUCUAUCUGGUGCAUCAGUUGUAGGAACACCACCACCUCCAUUGCCAGAUAAUGGUGCUGUACCCCCACCCCCACCUCCACCACCCCCUGCUGUAGCUUAUGCUCUCGAGCACAAGUUCACAGUUAAAUCAAAUGUUAAAAUGAGGCCAUUCCAUUGGAAUAAGACUCCAGUGCCAAUGGUAUGCACCAGUGUUUGGAAGGAUACACGAGACGUUACCUGUAAACUGGACUUAGUAAAAUUAGAAGCAAUAUUUGGUUCGCAAGAUGGAAAAGUGCAAACUGUUGUACAAAACACAGUGAAGAAGAAGAUUAAAACAUUGCUUGAUCCGAAGUUAGCUCAGAAUCUUGGAAUCUUCCUGAGCGGAUUCAAGAUUGAUUUGAAUGACUUAAAGAAUCGAUUAGUGAUCCUUUACGAAUGUGACGGCGGUUUGUCACCAGAACAUAUCUCAGCUCUCAGAAGGUUCCAACCAACGACCGAGGAUAAGGAAAUGUAUAAAUCGUAUGAUGGUAAUCCAACCGAAUUAGAAGCAACAGAUCGUUUUAUGAUACUCAUGUGCGGUAUUCCAAAUCUACGUAUUCGUCUUGAUCUUCUAAGCACCGUCAAUGAGUUUCCAGUACAGUAUGAAGAUCUUGCACCAACUAUUGGAAAUGUUAUAGAAGCAUGCAAAGAACUGUACAGUAACCAGAGGUUCAUUGCUGUCCUUGAGUACAUUUUGGCGACAGGUAACUUUGUGAAUAGUACCACUGGUAAAGGACAGGCUCUUGGUUUCAGGCUGUCUGCAUUAACAAAGUUAACAGAUUGUCGAUCAAAAGACAAGAACUACACUCUUCUGAAGUUUAUAGUUGAACAAAUGUACCAACAGGAACCAGACCUGCUGAACAUAAUGGAUGACCUUCUACCUAUCACCAAAGUUCCAGAUGCAUCGAUCAAGGCAUUACAAGCAGAAGCAGAGAUUAUGAAGAAAGACCUAUGUAAGAUCCGCAAAAAUGCUUCCAUUCUUCUCAACCAUGAAGAGGCUUCAGAAGAAGAUGCUAAUUUUUGUGCACAAAUUAAUUCAUUUGUUGAGCAUUAUGAUGCUAAAAUGGCAACCUUGUCAAGCAAGAGUGAAGAGAUGGGUACAGCAUACACUUUAGUUUUAACCCGGUUUGGAGAGUCUUUGAACACCGACUCUGAAGAACUCUUUUCAGGUGUUAAUGCUUUUAUUAAAGACUUCCAAAAGGAAGUUGAUCUUCUGGUGGCAGCUGAUGCAGCAGCCUUACACAGUGCAACAAAAUUCCAGUUGUCGCAAUCCAUGAAAACAGACACAUUCUCAGAGUCGGAGGAAUGUAGCACACUUGAAAGAUCGAGUUCGGUUAGUAGUAUGGAGAGUCAGACUAUAUUCCGUUCGCCAUCUGGUACGCCGACGCACGUCCAAGAGUUACGCAAGGCAUUUGGUGAGAAAGCAAGGAAAGAGGCUGGUAUGUCUACGUUUGAAAAGGAGCUUAGGCGGGUUAACAAGAAGGAAAAGCCAAAGACCAAAAAGGAAUCAUCAAGCAAAAAUGGUGCUAAGAAAUCAAACAAAAAACCAACCAAAGAGGGAUAUAUGGAAAAAUUAAGCUCAGGCCGAAAUCAAACUUGGAACAAACGCUAUUUUGAGUUGGCACAGACCGGCCAUUUACAUUAUUCCAAGAAAAAGAAUGACCGCAGUGUUGAGUCCAUAUACUUACGUGAUUGCCCAUGCACCGUGGAAGGGGAAGAUGAACGUAUCAUUGUUUUAGAGACAGAAGAACGUGUCUACAAAUUCCGGGCGCCUUCAAAAACUGAGUCUGUGAAUUGGAUGACAGGAAUACUAGCCUAUACAGGCAGGAAAUGAAAACUUUAAUUGUGUAGUUGAAGGUGUUUGUUGGCACUGCACCAAUUUCACAAUACACCUUUAAUAAAAUGUGUGUUUCAGGAACUAGCCAACAUAUUUUGAAGAACAUAGUGCUCAUUCUUAAACACAUCACUAUAUUACAUUUGUUUUUUCUAUCAAUAUGAUUAUACAAGUUUUUAUCACUAGUAAAUCAGGACUUUUUACAAGGAAUAAAAGUUGCAAUUGCUUUGGUUAGGAGAAUAUUUUGCAAAGAUUGAACCCAGAAUUUUGGGAUUGAAACAGACAUGACAACCACUCAGAUUUCGGCGGAGUUACUCCAUUUAUUCAAGCAAAACUCUGCACUCCAAUUUUGGGUCGACAAUCUCUGCUUUUUACGCAUUACGGCCGGCUGAAAUAAAUCAGCAUUUUCCAAUAAUAAAAUCGAUUGAUUUUAUUAUUUAGAUUUAGAAAAGAACAAGACCAGUUAAUUUCAUCCUGAACAACUGUAUAUGAAAAAGUAAUUUGUGCUCCUAGUCUCAUACGGAGGUAUUGCUGAUGUAAAGUUAUUUAUGAGUCAAAAUGCCAUUUAAAAUAUGCCAAUAAUACCUGAUCACAUUGGUACCAUAUGUGUUAGGAAAAAAUUUAACAUACUCCGCUGACAUUGCCAAAACUCCUCAAAAGGUUUUCAGACUACUCUUGUUGGCCUUGUAGGGUUGGCCUGUCUGUUCAAAGGGGAGUGCACUAAACCACUACAUGAUUUAUUUUUUGUGAGUUCAUUUUUCUUUUGGGCACUGAAUCCCUAUUAUAAAUUAAAUAUCCGUUGGAGUGUCUCCUUUGAUGUGACUCAUCACCUUUGACCAGAACUUAAUAUUCAUUCAAGCAGAACAUGUUCCGGGGUCCCAAGAUCUAAGAUCACUUCCAGGAGCUUUCUUAACACAUCAAGCUUUAUUUUGCUAUCACCAGCUGACAUCCAGAGACAAUUGAUAAUACAGUAGUAGAAACAUUGGAAUAUAAUUAAUUUUCAGGAGAUAUGUUACAGUAGUUGCACGAGACUUAGGACCCCUGAUAUUAAGAAAAACAAAAAAGUUUUCACUCUCAAGUAUUUCAACUGUUUUGUCAAACAAUUAAUUCAAUGACAGUAGUAAAACUUCUGCAGUAAAAACUCACUGUACAUUUGUAAAAUAUUUGAAUACCAACUUGCUAUGACAUAUUUAUUGUUAUAAUCAAGUGCUUUGUGUAAAUAUAUUGAAAUAAUAGAUUUCAGAAUGAUUUAUCAAUAUUGAAAACUGAAAUUUAUUAUUUAGUGAAAAUGUAUAGUGUGAUUUGUUAACAAUUACAUUUAUAUAGAUUUUUUUAUGUGACCUUAUAGACUUUUAUUGCAUAGUUAAGUCUUUUUUUAGUAAGAGCUAGAGCAUAUAUUCAAAUUUUAUUUUCGAUAUAAUCUUUUUCUUUUAAAUUCGUUGUACAUAUAGGAUUUAUUAUCGAUUGGCAAUCCCCGAUUCAUAUUUAUAAAUAAAUAAUAAAAAUAACAUAUGCUUUCUGUUGGGUCCUACUAUUUUUUGAUGAAUUAUAUGUUAUACAAUAAUACCUUCUCAUUUAGUAAAUUAAGUCAGUUUUAUUGUCAGAUUGUGUAACAUGAGACAAAUAAUGUUUCCAUAUAUUUAAAGGAUAUGAUAAAAUUAAUUAAGUAGCUGCCAAAAAUUGGCAAUUUUAUGUUUUAAGAUUUUAUUAUUGAUUAGCAUCACUGGUAAGGCUGAGCCUAUGGUGUUGCUAAUAAAACAGAUCAGUGGUAGUACCAGACAUUCUUCCGGCAAGUUGCGAAGGUUCUCAGUGAGGAGACUAAACCCACCCAGCAUAUUUGAAGCUGAUGAUGCAGCCUAGGAAUAGUCACUCUCAGACUGUCAAGAUACUUUUUGAAAUGAACGGCUUCUUCCCGGACAGGACAUCCAGGGUUCCACAAUGGGGAUCCUGUGUUCUUGGACACUGGCACCACCACUCAAACCAAUUACUGCAGAUGUCUUCCAAGUUGUCUUCCUAAAUGUAAAUGUUCCUAUGUACUCACGUUAGCAAUCAUGAAUGUAUUCAGUUAUUGAUUAGAAAAUUUUAAUCAAGUUUAAAGAUUAAACAGUAUGCAGAUGUUUAUUGUACAGAUCUGUUGUGCUCCAUUUCUAAUUGAUACUUUAGUAAAAUUUAUUGAGAGUUUGAUUCUGAUAUGUAGUAAACUUUCGAAUUUUGCACAAUAUUAUAAUAGACAAGUAUGCAAUUCAGAAUAAAAUUAUUUUUACAGA
Messenger RNA from Anneissia japonica, 6662 nucleotides. Its product is annotated as formin-J-like. NCBI's taxonomy places the organism in Eukaryota, Metazoa, Echinodermata, Crinoidea, Comatulida, Comatulidae. The record is from RefSeq and is a predicted model, not a curated record.